Messenger RNA from Salvia miltiorrhiza (redroot sage), 1213 nucleotides. RefSeq lists its product as uncharacterized. Lineage: Eukaryota; Viridiplantae; Streptophyta; Magnoliopsida; Lamiales; Lamiaceae. The record is from RefSeq and is a predicted model, not a curated record. The coding region runs from base 51 to 527 and encodes 158 amino acids. The transcript is spliced from 3 exons.
CGGCUACUCCGCUCUGCUUCUCUACCAAGUAAAGCGAGUUCCUCCAAUUCAUGGUGGGAACAAUCGAGCUGCAGCUCUUUCUCCUACCUAGACAUUCUAAAUCAAGGGCGGAUUGGCCAUUUUCCGCCACCAGAUUCAAGAAUAGGAAUAGGAGCAAGUGGUGGUGGUGUGUUGGAAGUAGAAGCGCAGGCGAUGGCGAUGAUAAUUCAAAUUCAAAUGGGAGCACAAGCACAAGGCUUAUUAGGAGUAUCCAAGGUCUCCAGUUGAAGCUAAUUGCAAGACUAAAGGAGCUAAGCAAUAAGCUGCCUGCCAAAGUUUUCUCUUUCUUGGCGGGCUUCUACUGUUCCACCGCAUUUGCGAGUGUGAUAGGGCAAACCGGCGAUUGGGAUGUGUUAUCAGCUGCUUUGGCUGUUGCUCUAGUCGAGGCUAUGUACAAGUACAAGCCUAAGAGGAACUUCAUCGUCAUACUCAAUUAUUGCAAGGCUGGCCUUUCACUUGGCCUUUUCCUCGAUUCAUUCAAGUAUUGAGGGUUGGUUUGCUUCUCUCUUUCCUCUUUUCCAUAUUCACUUCUUAACCCCACAAUCUCAUUCCAAGAUAAACCAGUUACACUACUUCCCAUUCCCUUCACUUCAUUGCAACUUCCUUCCUCAUAAAACAAUUCUUGCUCUGCUUCUUUCCAUGUAGAUGAUGUAGAACCAAUUUCUUGUUGGCUAGAUGGAUAUAUUUGCUUUGAUUAAGCUUUUCUUGCUGCAGAGCUCUAGGAUCAAAUUUCUUAUGGCUAUCUCAUCUCACCAUUGAUGAUACUCAUAUCAUCAAGGCGAAGAAAAUUGUGUUAUAAGAAUAGAGAUGCUCCGGAGAUGUUAUUUGUGCAAGAGUUCAUCUGCGGGGAGCUCAUGAACUACUGAUUUCUCUAGAUGGUGUCAAGCUAGACUAGAUAGAUGCUAACUGGAGGCAUUGAGGCAGAAACCGUGAUGUGCUUGUAAUGAUGCUAUGAGGAAAGAGUUUUCAACCAACAAAGAAAAGUUAUGAUGUCCAGAUUCCAUUGCCCAACAUUCCAUACUACUUUUAUUAUCUGGAGCAAGAAAAGCAGAUGAUGAUUGUUUAUUUUAUUUACUCAACAGAAUUACCACAUAUGUUGAGCCAAAUCAUUCAAUGUAAAGAGAAGAGAGUUUUAUCUCAGACAACCAUCUUAAACUUGAUCAUUAUUGAACUA